This is a messenger RNA of Nannizzia gypsea CBS 118893, 567 nucleotides long. Its product is annotated as U3 small nucleolar ribonucleoprotein IMP3. Bases 1 to 567 code for a protein of 188 amino acids. The record is from RefSeq and is a predicted model, not a curated record. Gene Ontology annotation, molecular function: structural constituent of ribosome; snoRNA binding; rRNA binding. The transcript is spliced from 3 exons. Gene Ontology annotation, biological process: rRNA processing. NCBI's taxonomy places the organism in Eukaryota, Fungi, Ascomycota, Eurotiomycetes, Onygenales, Arthrodermataceae. Gene Ontology annotation, cellular component: small-subunit processome; small ribosomal subunit; Mpp10 complex.
AUGGUCCGAAAGCUCAAGCAUCACGAGCAGAAGCUCCUUAAAAAGGUCGAUCUCUACACCUACAAAUCCGACAACAACCACCGCGAGGCCACUAUCCGACGCCGCUAUCACCUCCAAGACCCCCUAGACUAUAAAAAGUACAACGCUAUAUGCGGUUCCCUACGGCAAUUAGCUCAUAAGCUCUCCGCGUUAGACCCGGACUCCGACCCAGUGCGCAAACAGCUCGAGUCACAGAUGCUAGAGAAGCUAUGGUCGAUGGGGAUAUUGAAACAAAACCGCGAGCAAGGGGCAGGGCUAAGUAAAGUCGAAAGAGAAGUUACCGUUAGCACAUUUGCGAGGAGGAGACUGGGUGUGGUUAUGGCAAGGAAUGGGAUGGUGGAGAGUGUUCCGUCGGCUGUUAAGUUUAUUGAGCAGGGACAUGUGCGUGUUGGGACAGAGGUGGUUACCGACCCUGCUUUUCUGGUGACGAGGAAUAUGGAGGAUUUCGUUACCUGGGUUGACUCGAGUAAGAUUAAGAGGAAUAUCCUGCGGUACCAGGAGAAGCUGGAUGAUUUCGAUUUGCUAUGA